UAACGGUUUCUUUUUAUUUUUCCCGCGCGUUGAGUUUAUUUUCAUUUACCUCAGGAAUGGAGGGGAACGAUAAUGAAUUCUUCAGCAUAAAUUUAGCCAGCAAUUUUUCCCCACUCCAAGCCUUCGAUAUACAAAGCAUCUUAGGCAUUGGCUCCGAUAAUAAGGGGAUGCCAGAACAAGGCCACCGCCAAUCUUUGCAGGGCCAAAGGCCAUCAACCCGUGGCCAGAGUCAGCCAGGGAAAGGUGGUAGCCAACUCAGGCAAGGGCAUGGGCAGUUGAGCCGAGGCCGUAGACAGCCAGUGCAAGGUUGGGGUCAAACCGGGCAGGGUAAGCCGAGAGAAGGCCACGGAGAGGCAAUUAAAGGUUAUAAUCAGCCAGGGCAGAGACAAUAUCACGACAGAACAAAAAAAACACAAUUGGACCGAGGUCAGACUCAGCCAAAACAGGGUCAACGUCAACCCGAGCAGGGUCAGAGACUGCCAGGUCACGUCCAUGGUCUGCUAAGGCAAGGCCGAGGUCAACCUAAUAAGGCCCUGAGUCAACCAAAACGAGUUUACGGUCCACAGGGCAAAGUUCAGGAGCCAUCAGGUCACGCUUGGGGUCAACGAGGACAAGGUCAAAUGAGUUGUGGAAGGGAUAAACCCGGACAGGGCAGGGGUGAAACUGGGCAAGUUCAGCAAGGUCAAGCUCAGAGGACACUAUUGCAAGCUCCAGCAAAAAACACUGAACAGCAUCAACCUCAGAAGAGCACGCUGCUGUUUGAUGAGCAAGAGCAUAAAAGCGCGUCAGAAAUCUACAGGUCUCUGUGCUUGGAAAUUGACAAGGUGAUCAUAUGGAAAAUUAAAGUUGAGUGUGUGCUCAACAAUCAUGAUAAGGCUUUGAGAGAGGCCCAGGAGACAAUCGACGCCCUGCGGAAUACAAUUCUAGAAAUACAGUUUGAAAAUGAAAACCUCAGCGUUAAACUUCAAGACAUGAUUAAAUUCAAACAAGAAUUAAUAGAGAAAAUCCGUGGCACCAGGAAAAUACGUGACGAUGUGAAGGGCCAGUUCGCUACAGUGAAACAAAUAUUAAAGAGAGCUGAAGCAGAAAUGGAAAGCAUAGCAUAUGCUCAUUUGUUACUGAAAGAAGAAAUGAAGAUAAUUGCAGUGACUUUGAAUGAUUUAAAUUUAAAUUCUCAAAAUGACAAGAACAUUGCGUUGGACCAAGUGGAAGAAGCUGUGCAAGAAAUGGGAAGAGCACAGCGGGACUUUAUAACCAAGUUGACAGUUAAAGAAAGACAGGUCAAAGAAAUAUCUGAGCUUUUGGAGUCAAAAUAUGAAGAACUCAAAACGACCUCUCAAAAGCUGCAAUAUUUCAUUGAAAACUGUGUUCGACUCACAGAAAUAAAGUGUAACUUUCAAACACUACUUGAGCAAGCACAGGAAGAAAUUAAUACCCUCAAGCUUGAAAUAAAUCGACGUCAGGAAGUUGAAAGCACACUACAGGUGACAAAUCCAUCGGCUGAGAUGCAAAACAUUGCGAGCAGUUUUGCAGAGAAGGAGCGAGCGUACAUCGCGAGCACGAUGGAGCUGCAACAAUUGUAUGACAAUCUGCAACACGAACAUCAGGACCUGCACGUAAUUGUGCAAAACCUUGAGAAUGCAAAUGAAGAGUUGACAAGAGCAGCCAACCAGAGGUGCAGUGAAGACGCUGAGAUUCGUAGCAGGUUUGAAGCAAAUAUUCGUGAAAAAAAUGCAGAAAUAGAUAAUAUGAAAAUUGAAAGUGAUAAUAACAACGCGAAACAUAAACAAUUACUGGAAUCUUUAGACAUGUUUAAACAAGAAGGAGCUUCAUUCCAAGAAACCAUCUGUCAAAUGAAUCAACAGAUAGCCGCCAUGGAAACACUGAUAAACGAAAGCAAGAGUGAAUUCAAUGCAAUGCAAGCAAACGAGUGCGCCUUGGAGAAUGACCGUAAGGACGCCUUGAAGGCAGCAACUGUUCUGGAAUCAGAACUGUGCCAAGAGAGAGAAUGCCACCUUGACACCAGAAACAAGGUUGGGGCGGUUAUUUUGAAAAACGAGGAACUGACUGAACUAUGUUCUCGUUUGGCGAGUCAAAUCAACGAACUUAACAACAUCAUUGAGACAACAAAGCGCAACGAAGAUGCAUUACAGUUCAACAUUCAAAAGUUGGAAUCGAAUUAUAAAAACCUAGAGGAAGAGUUGGAAUCUUCCAAAGAACAUCAUCAGGCACAGCUCGAAGCCCACAUACAGACAGAAACAAACUUGGGUCACGAGUUGGACAAGCAACGGGAGGAGCAAUGUGAGGAGGACAGCUGCUACGAAAACAAGAUGAAGGAUUUCGAGUCUGAAAUGGACUCACUAAAGCAACAGUACGAACAAGAGCGCAACAACGCAAUGGCAAAGUUAGCGGACUGCAGGGUGCAGAUAAAAAAAUUGGAAGAGAUAAAACUCAAGAGGAUUUCAGCUGAGAUUGAGAGAGUGAAAAUCAACGCAGAAAAAAUUUCACAGUUCAAAAUUACAGAAAUGACUGCAAUGGUGGAAGAGUAUAAGCGCCAGUGUGACCAGAAUCUGGAAGAUAAAAACAAAGAAUAUUCUUCUCUCGACCAAAAAUAUAAGGAUGCACUUGAAAAUGUGUCUACGUUGAACAAGGCCAAUGCUGAUGAAAUGAGAGCAGAAAUAGAAAAGUUAAAGGAAGAAUUGAAGCAGAAGGAGAGCAUCAAUGUGGUGUCACACCGGCCUGAAAUCGCUCCUCAGCUGGCGGUUACGCCCAAGACUUCCAAAGUGACGCCAGCGAAAAGAAACAGGAACACACCUACUCCUGUUUCAGUGGAGAAAAUGGUACUGCGUAAAUCCUCCCGGUGUUCUGUGGGCAUCAUCACAAGAGUAACACAGGCUUCCCCUUUGCCAGCACCGGUAACAGUGGCCAAGUCGGCUUCCAGGGGCAUUCUGAAGCCCCUUGCGAUGGGGAACAUCAUAAAUAAAAAACGAAAGGUCGAUGAACAACUGAUGCAAAGUAUCUCUGGCGUGAUGCCAUCCAAGCGAACAGAAAAGACCAAGGCAGCAUCCAAGAUAUCCAAACAAUCACAGAGGGACAUGUCAAGAGUUUUGUGCAGAAUCGACCAAAACCCCUCCAUAUUUUUCGCAAAACCAAACAAGGCGAUUGGGAUCUCAAGAAAAACAACGUUGACAAGAAAGGCCAAACAAGGGAAGAUAUUCUCUGCAUUACCUCCCAUCAAGCCUCCUGCAAAACAGCGGGACACGACCUUUAACUGGUUAAAGAUUCAAGAUGUCUACACUUUUGGACCCGAGGAUUAAUAAAUAAUUGGAGGUUUUUUUGAGCGACGUUGUUUUGCGUUCUGUGUUUUAGAUGGAGACUUUUAGCCACCGCAGUUAAAAUGUUUUGGGUGUUCAGUUUUAAGGCAGUGUUUUUCACCAAUUUUCAGAGGGGGGGGGACACUUUCGCCGACAAGUGUGAGUAGGGCCGCCACACAUUUGAAACCACAGUUGGAUUUGACAGUAGCACGAUGAUGAUGAUGGUGGGGGGGGUGUUUUCACAUUUGUGUAUUGUUGGGGGGGAGGGGCGCGGGCGCACGUCAGAGGGCCGCAAUAAAGGCCUAUCAGGGGCCGCCAGUGGCCCGCGGUCCUUGCACUGAAGAACGAACUGUGUUUAGGUGUUUCGGUCAAUGUUUGAAAGCUAUGCCAUUCAAGUGGUGAAAAAAACCAACCUGGGUCAUUCCGAAUAGGUAAAACAUGGUUGACGUCAGUCGCAAUGAAAUGGCCACGAACAAAAUACAAACUGUGUUUAAAGACCGCUCACGGAGUGUGGAGUUGAAAUAACAUAAUAAACACACUUGACACAA
Messenger RNA from Lethenteron reissneri (Far Eastern brook lamprey), 3862 nucleotides. Its product is annotated as synaptonemal complex protein 1-like. The record is from RefSeq and is a predicted model, not a curated record. Gene Ontology annotation, cellular component: transverse filament; synaptonemal complex; central element. Gene Ontology annotation, biological process: chiasma assembly; synaptonemal complex assembly; lateral element assembly. Gene Ontology annotation, molecular function: double-stranded DNA binding. Lineage: Eukaryota; Metazoa; Chordata; Hyperoartia; Petromyzontiformes; Petromyzontidae.